AUGCCGGUCGCAACGCUCCAUCUUCUCGCUCUCACCCAGGGAACAGAUCCAGUAUCCCUCGUUCAACAACUCAAGCAAUCGCCAAAUACCCAAGUUCUCGUGGCUUCCCGCCCAAGACACAUUGUAAUCCACCCAACCAUCCUUGACAACAAUCCCCUCGCCACGACACCCUGGGACCUCCUGGUCCUCCUCCAAACCACACCCCCAACACCCGAUCCCAUCCCACCUUACCUCCGGCCCCGCAUCCACGCCGAAUACAAACUUACCACAGGCAUCCCCUCCGCCCUCCUCUCCUCCUACCCCCAGCGCGACUCCACCCUCAAAAGUGCCCCCCACCAGCCUCUCACAGGCUCCCUCGCCGCCCUUCAGCAGGCCGGCGGCACCUCAAGCUCCCAGAACCUGGAAGUCUCGCCGCCGCUCCUGCGCUUCAUGGACAGUCUGUCCACAACGCACCCCGGUCCUGUCACAAUGCUGAACCUGCUGCACUUUCACCCAGAGGGUAAACAGAGCUACUACCAAUACGGUCAGGCCUUCAUUCCUGUCGCAGGCCGGCGCGGCGGUAACGCGAAAUUGGUCGGCAAUGUGGUGCCGCCGCAGGAGGGGAGCGAUUCGCGCGGGGCCCGUGGCAAUCCGCAGGAGUGGUGGAAUGAGAUCUCGAUCGUUCAUUACCCGUCGAUUCGGCAUUUCUGUGAUAUGCUAGCUGGUGAAGAUUACCAGGCUAUUAAUGAGAAGUAUCGGCUGUCGGCACUUCGGGAUACGUUUCUGCUGUGCACGACGGAGUUCGAUGUUGAAGGGAUGGGGGGUUCGAAGCUGUGA
Molecule: messenger RNA, 816 nt
Organism: Penicillium macrosclerotiorum
Lineage: Eukaryota; Fungi; Ascomycota; Eurotiomycetes; Eurotiales; Aspergillaceae
Exons: 2
Coding region: 1-816 (271 amino acids)
Source: RefSeq, a predicted model, not a curated record